Molecule: messenger RNA, 2350 nt
Organism: Camelina sativa (false flax)
Lineage: Eukaryota; Viridiplantae; Streptophyta; Magnoliopsida; Brassicales; Brassicaceae
Source: RefSeq, a predicted model, not a curated record
AAAACUUCAUGUUUAUAUUUGUAAAAAAAAUGAUGAUUAGAGUAUGAAAAUUUCCCAAGAAGGCGAUGGCGAUGAGAUCUGAGUUUUGAAUGUUGUGUUCUGGCGAAGAUGGGAGACAGAGAGAGGGUCUCUUGUGUGCUCCGGUGGGUGAGAGGAAUCGGGGUUAGACCGGAAGUCUGAUUCUGAUCUUCCAAAGGCCUUCCCCUUUGGUAAUAGACUCCGAUUUUAAAAGUGGGAAUCUGCUGCAAUCGAGUCUUUAUGGUUUGAUUUGGCUUGAUCUGAAGAAUCACUUAUGGUGUCACAGUUGGGCUGACAGCAGGAUUGAGGGAAUGAUUUUGGUUAUUGAUUGGCAUUCGAUAGGAUUUAUGUUAGUGAUUUCGAUCGGUGUUUUAAGGUUAAGAUUCAAUGGUUGUCUCGCUAUGGAAGAUUCUGUUUCUAUAUCUUAUGGUUUACGGGAUUCGGGAUUGAUAGUGAUCCGAUUUGCGUGUGUAUUUUUGGAAUUUGGUUGAUUGGCAUAUCUCGUAUGCUGCAUAAAAGGUUUAGAAUAACCAUAUGGGUAUUUAUUUGGACUCUUGGUCUCAUUUUAAUCUUCCAGUUUGUUCUUAUUCUUAUCCUGCUCUGGUCCUUCUAUUGCGAAUUACAGUGUGAUAUUGUCCAAAGUGUUCGGUUGUUGUGUGGUGUGAGGUUUGUUAUGGCUCAAUCAUCGUUCCUCAAGGGUAAAGCUCCUCUGGUGCGUACAGAAACGGUGAAAAUAUCCAACUCAGUUAUGGCUCAGAGGAUCCAACAGUUUUCUCUCACACUUAUUGGGAGGCUGAUGAAUCCAUCGAUUCAGAGGAUGGAGUCUUUGAUAUCCACUCUGCCUAAGAUAUGGAAGCUCGAAGAUAAAGUGGUGGGAGCUGACCUUGGUCAGGGUACGUUCCAGUUCAACUUUGCAGAGGAGGCUGAUCUGCAAGGAGUCUUACAAAAUGGUCCUUACCAUUUUGAUAGUUGGAUGAUUUCUUUGGUUAAGUAGGAGCCCAUUAUUUCUUCAACCUAUCCGUCUGCCAUCAACUUCUGGGUGAAAGUUACUAGUAUACCGAUGCAUCUUUGGGAGGUUGCUACUCUGGAGGCUAUUGGCAAGAAGAUUGGCUUUAUUCGUGAAGUUGAUGAAGAGACUGGUAGCGUUUGUGUUACUGUCAAUGGUUUCAAUCCCAUUAUCUUUAAGUUGGUUGUGCCUUUUGAUUUUGGUGAUGAAGUGGUAGUUACUCUUGAAUACGAGAAGUUGUUGGGUUACUGUGACAACUGCUGCAGGCUUACCCACGAGGAGAAAGCUUGUCAGGAACUCAUUAAGGUUGCUGGAGAUCAGGCUUUUGGAAAUCAAGUGGAUAACCGAGGGGGUUUAAGACAACAGGGUUUAGUGAAGCAAGGGUUGGUUCACAAUGAUGGUGGAUGGGAGAAGCCUCGAAAGCAUGUUAAGAGAGCUUUGGAUUUUCAAUCUUAUGAUGCGUCUGGGGUGGGUAACUCCGGUUCUUACCAGCAGGAUAGACAUCAGGGUUCAGUCUGGGAACAGAAACGAUCGCACGGUUCGACUGCGAUGGGGUUCUUGGGCGGUAAACGUGAGGUUCAGAUUGCUACUGGGGAACAUAUGGGACAUGUUUCUUCUUUUCCUCUUAACCGCAAGGGAUCAGGGUUGGUUUGACCUAAGCCUUUAUACAAGGCUAACCAUGGUCAUAGGCAUGGUCAUGGUCAUAAAAAUAAACAGAUACAAGAGGUUGUUGGUGAUUGUACUGCUGCUACAGAUUGUGGUGAUUCUCAUUUGGAUACGGAGAUGGCGAGCUCUCCUCAACACGGGAAUGGUAAGGCAUUGGCAGGGUUGGAUUUUGAUGAAGAUAACGAUGAUCUCUUAGAAAAGGUUGAAUUCCCGGAUGGAAAUCCUCAAGAGACGGGCGAGGCUGUGAGUGGAUAGAGUACUGAACUUUUGGUGGGUAUGGGGUCGGGUGGUAAUGCUCCAACCGAGGAGGAUCAGCAAGGUGAUGGUCAAAAACAUAGAGGGGUGGGGAAACAGGGGUCCAAAGCCAUGGAUGGCAAACCUACUGGUGGUAAUCGACUAGUCAAGAAGGGGAUGGUGGCUCUCCCAAAACCACCAGCUCAAGCGUGAAAAUCAUGAGUUGGAACUGUCAGGGUAUUGGGGCAGACCUCACAGAGAAGUAUUUGGGGGACUUAUGGAGGAAGCAUCGACCAGAUAUUUUAUUUUUAUCAGAAACAAAGAAAUGUUUUUCUUAUUUACAAAUAUUUCAGAAUAAAUUUGGUUAUAAUAAAUUGUUUACUGUUGAACCCCGAGGGGCAAGUGGUGGUUUGGCUUUAUUUUUUA